This is a messenger RNA of Rhodofomes roseus, 1516 nucleotides long. RefSeq lists its product as uncharacterized. The record is from RefSeq and is a predicted model, not a curated record. NCBI's taxonomy places the organism in Eukaryota, Fungi, Basidiomycota, Agaricomycetes, Polyporales, Fomitopsidaceae. The transcript has 3 exons. Bases 247 to 1332 code for a protein of 361 amino acids.
GCUAGCUCAGUUGGUUAGAGCGUGGUGCUAAUAUUAUAUAUGUGACGCCAAGGUCGUCAGUUCAAUCCCGGCGUUGGCCAAACUUUUUCCACAGCCACUCUGAACCACGCCGCUUUGACGCUCCUUGUUUCUGUUCAUCGACCUUUGUUUUCGUCGAUGCGAUCCUUCACGGGCUGCAUUGAUGUCCAACGUGUGGCUACCACUCUGACCUACUAGAAGGCUUCACCCUGGUCUUGCUUGUCCCCGAUGUCCUUCAAGCGACCCCGCUCAGGUUCGCAGGCCUCUCUGUCGCAGGCCCCAGCGUCCUCCGAGUCUGCUGAGCCUACGCCCAAAGCCGCUCGUACUGCCCUCCCGAACACAUCUACGGCUUCUGCGCCUCUACUGUGCACGCUGCCUCCAACAUGUAACCCGCCAAACAACCGUCCCACCCCACUGGCAAAUAGCACUGAACUUGAAUCACACUACGCGACCUUCCAUGCUCACGUCUGCGAGGAAAACGGAUGUGGCUGUGUCUUUCCUGACGCACGACUGCUCGGGCUGCACCAAACAGAAUGCCACGACCCGAUCGCGGCGGUAAAGAAAGAUAGAGGAGAAAAGAUUUUUGCCUGCCACUUGGCUAGCUGCUCGCGCCUCUUCCUAACUCCCAAGGCCCGUCGAUUGCAUCUCAUCCAAGGACACGGCUACCCCAAGGAAUACUUCUUCGCCGUGACGAACAAGGGCGUCGGGGGCCUUCUGAAGAAGUGGGGAGAGGGCGCGAGCAUGAUCCGCGGCCAAUGGAGAUCACGCGAUCAAGAGAAAAUGGACCAGGACAGCGACUCUCAGAGCGAGGAUAGCGAUACUGAGACAGUGGCUGGUCCCGGCAUGCACGCUGGACCGCGGCUGCCGAUAGACGAGGAUACGGAGGAGGAUACACCGGCGAAGCAGCCAGACGACGCUGUGCAGGGUCUCACAGGUGCGCUCGACGCCCUUUCCCUCGUCCCGUCGAACGUCAAAUUUGGACGGGGCGGGAGCAUGGGCGGCUUCCGGCAAGGACUUAGCCAUGGGAAGCUGGUUCCCGGUAUCAUACCGAUGCAUGACGGUCCGCUGCUGAGGAGGGGUUUUGGACGUGGACGUGGGCGCGCUAGAGGUGCUUCGAAUGGGAGAGGUGCUGCAGCUACGCCCCAAGCAGGUGUGGACGGCAGACAAGGAGAACCGCAGGCGUCGGGAGCCUCAAGCGCGGCACUUGGGGCGGGAGCUGCGACAAGGGGUGCUCGUGGAUCUCAACGCGCACGCGUAAGCGUAAGGGGUGGAGGAAGGGGGCAGUUCAGAGGUGGAAAAGGUCGUGGAUCAUAAAGGCGAAGAGGAUCUAGCGGUGCGUGUUGACUAUAUGAAGAGUGCUUGUAUUCCCCGAGACAGCAGUUCCUACGCAGGUUGUAUGAAUUAGCGAGUACGAUUGUUGGUUAAUCCGGGUGCCCGAUAUCUGACCUCGGUACGGAUGUACUAUCAAUGUUUGCUGUAUUUGCUUGGUUGCCGUUGA